AAUGUCUCAGCUUGCAAAGCUCCGGUCCUUCCAUUCUCGAAGCUUGAACAGGGCUGUUUGCAAAGACUCUCUCUGUGAAAGGAGCUUCUUCAGGAGAAGUAAUGUCGGCUGCAGACAACUUCACGUCCCUUCACUUUGCCAGCCUCCCGUGGCAAUUGCUCCUUUGUAGAGCCCGGCACAUAGAGAAGCACGGGGCGUUUUCUCCGCUUUCCAAGAUUUAUUCACCGUCUUUCUUUCACACUUGCCCGUUAAAAACAAAAACUGCCCGCUGAUGCUCCGGCUGCCAUCGGUUUCUGUGGUGCGUGGCAUUCUCAUGGUUGGGAGCAACCGUGAAGAUCGAGAAUCGCUGCACGGUUCCAGGGAACGCGAUGUAUCCAGUUUCGUCGGGAGUUUUCCCCGGCUUUCUACUCCGCCCGCAAGGCAAAGAACACCUUUUCUGUAAAUGUAGUCAACGGGGUCGUCUAGCCUACACAUUUUCUGCUUUUUCGUUGACUCGGCCCGUCUUAAAGGGAGCGCCGUUCUCCGCGCCCUGAGAGUGCUCUUUCCCCCUCGGCGGUUCCUAAUCCCUUCUCUCUGUAUCGCGCCUGUUGUUGCUUUCUUUUGGCGUCUGCCGUCCCGCUUCGUCGCCUUUUUUCAGGAAUUCUCCGGGCAUCUCUCCGCUGCUUAUUCGUCACCGCAAUUCACACCAUUCUAAAGAGCCGUCUCCCGCUGCUGCCUUCACGGGUUAAGGUUUGGGGGGUUUAGCGUUUACCGCUUCAACCCGUAAGGGUGUUCCUGCGCCGACUCUCAGCGUUUCCCGACCGCGACGACGCGGCCUUCUCUUGUGCGACCAAUUUCGCGCCGGAUUGAAGCUUGGGGUAAGGUCGUGGAGGGUUGCCUCCGAGGCCGCGAAUCAGCGGGGGCGGGUCGUUUUUGCAGCGGUGGAUUUCGUAGAGAGGACCAGUGGUUUUCGGGGGGGGGCGGCGGGUCGCAUGGCUCCCCCUGCAGAGCGCAGCUGCUGCCACACCAUUUUCAAGUUUUUUUAACGUUUUCAUUUCGCUGUUUCGAGCUCGAUCCGCCAGACUUUUCGCUGCUGUGCCGACAUUACUUUUUUCUUGAUCGAGCUUGUCCCCACAGUUCCAGUGAAGAUGCGUGUCGCCCACCCCCGGCUUCUACUCGCAGGAGCUGUCGCAGCUCUCCUCGCGACAACUGCCCACGGUAGUCAAAACGAAGCUCCCAAGGAGGCUGGAAAUGCGGCACCGUCUGCAGUGUUCCUGUCAGGAGUUUCCACGGAGAAACUGGCAGCGAUGCUGGAAAAGCAGAGGUCGACCAUGGACGAGGACACGUACAACAACAUGCAGACUGUCCUCAAUGAGGUGAAAACGUCUGACAUGGAGCAGUUCAUGAAAAUGCUUGGGGAAGGCGGACAAGGAGUCGAUUCGAUCAUGAACCACCCUCUAAUGCAGAAAAAGGUGAAAGUCGCGGAGGAAAUCUCUGGUUUGCUCGAGGACUUGGUGCAGAGCUCAAAUUUCACGGACGACCAGGUUGAAGAGCUCGGACGAAUUCUUUCGGCGAACAGUGCACGGCUGGUCCGAGGAGAGAUUACUCUCGAAACCUUUCUUAGUCAGAUUAAGGAUGCAAAGGCUGCUGUCGAGGAAGACGAAGAAAUGGCCCAGGGGGCGGGCGAUAGUGCUGAAAACAGUAGCAUCUAAGCGCCACUGGGGUGUAGAGGACGACAGUGUCUUUGGAGUUUGUCCGGAGUUUGUGGAAACAAAGAUCUUUAUCUCGAGAUUCUCGAGCAAUUUCAAAAAGUUCAGCUCUGUCAAGAGUUUUUGAGGUUGAGGAAAAGUGAAGAGAACGCCCAGUCGACUUCUGUGUUUCUGGCUUGGCCUGACACAAAAUCUGGACGAGUUGGGGUUGGUCUGUCGAGAGUGUUUCCACGAUGUUUCCCGCAGAUAAGGGAAGGAUGGUGCAGGAUAGUAUCGGUAGACGGAAGAGAGAUACGCCUUCGGAGGGGAAGCGCUCUGAUUCAGGUUUUAACGCAAAAGACGGAAACGGAGUGUCCUUCCCUGUAACUUUUGGACGCCAGGAAAAGACUCGCAUGCGCCAGGCUUUUUCUCUGUAGCCCUUACGGCACUUGUUGCUAUGGCAACUCGAGGCCGAAGGCUUCCUUGUUUCUUUGCCUCUGUGCAGCAGGGUGGCACUAGGCACUGUUUAGGGUAGGGGCUGGAGCAAGGACAGAGUUUUUGAGGCCAUUCCAGGAACUUUUCCGGCGCUGGGUAUUUGUAAAAAACAGAGAAAAGAGAGCUUGUUUCCCUUUCACUCCCCGUUUGAGUGUCACAUGCCUGUGACAGUUCUGCAGGAUGGUCGUGAUGUGUUCACGCCUUAUGAAGCUGCUUCGAUGCGAAUCGUGGCAGGCUUGAAACAGUUUCUGCGUGCCACCUUGUGGACCUUCUGUUCCCCAGUGUUUUUUGAACUCGCUUGCUCUAGAGGAAGUUCGUUGAGAAUCAAAUUUAAGGAGUGCUGAUGAAAUCCGAGAAAUGGGGGGAGAGUGUAAGACGCUGGGGAACCAAGCGAACAAGUCGAAUGGUGCGGAAAUGACGUUUCAGUUUUCGCUGUUCAAAUGAUUUGUCGGCAGUGCAUGUCUGUAUCAAAGAUUGUAGAAAGACUGGUUUUGCGAAGUCAAGUUUUUGUCCCACAUGUGUGGCUUUCUCUUAAUGCCUG
Messenger RNA from Toxoplasma gondii ME49, 2703 nucleotides. RefSeq lists its product as hypothetical. The record is from RefSeq and is a predicted model, not a curated record. The coding region runs from base 1128 to 1691 and encodes 187 amino acids. The transcript has 3 exons. Lineage: Eukaryota; Apicomplexa; Conoidasida; Eucoccidiorida; Sarcocystidae.